AAGAUCACUUUGAAAUACGUCCUUUUAGUGUUUAAAGUUUCACUAGCAUUGGGAGUGGCGAUGUACGAGACAUCUAUCGACUCGUUCCAACCGGAUCCCAACAUAGCAGAGGACUAUAUAACUCUGGGCACGCUGCGAGUCACCCGUAAAAAACGCAAUUCCUACAUCAUAAUCGGGGACUUUGAGCUUCAGCAAAACUGGGGCAAUGAGAAUAUGGUAUCCUUCGCACUUGAACCUGCCAACAAGAAUGGACCACCGCUGAUGGCUGGUAAGAAGAAUUUUUGCGAAUUUUUAAACAUGGACAAUGCCAUCAUCGAUGAGAUCCGAGUGGGUUCUAAUUUGCCACCGAAGGGGACCUGCCCGUUGCCGAAAGGAAAGUACCAAAUCGAAAACUUCGAGCUCACCGAGGAUAUGCUGCCGCCAAUACUGCCAAAGGGUCAGUACGUGCUGAAUGCCAGAAUGGAUAACGUCGAGGGAAGGCAGGUUAUGGCGUACAAGGUGUAUGCGACUGUUAAGUAG
Ochlerotatus camptorhynchus is the source of this 519-nucleotide messenger RNA. RefSeq lists its product as uncharacterized. The transcript has 3 exons. Bases 61 to 519 code for a protein of 152 amino acids. Lineage: Eukaryota; Metazoa; Arthropoda; Insecta; Diptera; Culicidae. The record is from RefSeq and is a predicted model, not a curated record.